Molecule: messenger RNA, 1104 nt
Organism: Adineta steineri
Lineage: Eukaryota; Metazoa; Rotifera; Eurotatoria; Adinetida; Adinetidae
Source: the annotation of a GenBank genome assembly
AUGGACUCAAAUUCCGAGUUAGCGUUUAAUACAUCUCAUUAUCCACAUCAUGUAUCUUAUCAUCAUGGAAAUGUAUAUGAUUCUCCUAUUCAAGUUUCAUCAACGGCACCACCACCCAAUUGGAUGAUGCAUCCCCAUCAUUCUCAUGCACCUUUAAUGAUGUCACAUCAUUUACAAGCACCAUCAUCCCAAUAUUCUAAUGGUAUGAAUGGUCCACAUUCAAAUUCUUCUAAAGAUGAACCAUUAUCUCCUUUAUCGUCAUCACCUGGAGCAACACCAACAACAUCAUCAUCAGCUCUAACACCGAAUUCUCUUCCAUCAUCACAAUCAACAAAUACAUCAAAUCAUCAUCAACAUCAUAAUUCUUCAUUAAAGAAAACUCUUGAUGAUCGUGUUAAACGUCCAAUGAAUGCAUUUAUGGUUUGGUCACGUGGACAACGACGUAAAAUGGCACAAGAAAAUCCUAAAAUGCAUAAUUCCGAAAUAAGUAGAUGUUUAGGAGCUGAAUGGAAACGUUUAAAUGAAGAAGAUAAACGACCAUUUAUUGAUGAAGCCAAACGUUUACGUGCAAUUCAUAUGAAAGAACAUCCAGAUUAUAAAUAUCGACCGAGACGUAAAACAAAAAAUUUACAAACAACAUCAUCAUCAUCAUCGACAACAACAGUACCAUCCAAUAAUUCAUCAUUGAUAAAUAAAAAAGAUAAAUCACAUCAUCUUAUGCAUCAACAUCAUCAUUCAAAUCCAUCAAAUCUUCCACCACCAAGAGGUUCAAGUUGGGGUUUACCAUCAAAUGUUAUUUCGGCAUCAUCAUCAUCACCUUAUUUAACAGAUUGUAAUUCAGCUUAUUCAAUGACAGAUCCAAAUUCACUUUAUUCACAUCCAUUUCCACCACCACAAAUGUACCAUUAUGGUCCACCAUCGAGUACAAGUCCUCAACCACCAACACAUGUUCAAUAUGGGUAUACUAAUAAUAUGAAUGGGAAUCAUGCAUAUCCUUAUAUAAAACCAGAAUCUAUGUCAUCUCAACAUUUUUAUCCACCACCACCACUUUCGCAUCAAGACUAUUCACCACCUGAUCCAUCAUCACCUGAACAGCAUAUGUAA